AUGACGAAGAAACAAGACGCAGCGGAGGAGGCGCUGCAUGACCAGACGCAACUGCUGCCGAAGAAGCAGGUGCUGUUCGUCUUUGGGGUCAUGAGUCUCGCUUUGUUGGUCUGCUUUAUCGAUCAAAACUCCGUCGCCGUGCUUCAGCCUUCUAUCGCGCGCGACCUCAAUGCUCGCUCUUCGGUCUCAUGGACAGGAACGUCGUCCCUCAUUGCCAAUACGACCUUUCAAAUACUUUAUGGAAGGCUCAGUGAUCUGGCGGGCCGCAAAAAUGUAAUGAUAUCGGCGCUGGUAUUGCUCUCCCUCAGCGAUCUGGGCACCGGCCUGGCCGUUAACUCCACCAUGCUCUACAUAUUCCGCGGCCUCGCGGGAGUGGCAGGCGGCGGCAUCACGUCGCUAUCAAUGAUGAUCGUUAGCGACAUUGUCACCUUGCAGGAACGCGGUAAAUACCAGGGAAUCCUCGGGUCUCAAGUCGGACUGGGCAAUGCUCUGGGCCCGCUAAUCGCGUCUGCUUUCGCCAUCCACGGCACAUGGCGAGGCAUCUUCUACCUGCUUGCCCCGCUCGUUAUGAUCGCUGCUGGCAUAUCGUGGAGGUGUCUACCGACGAACAUGCCGAAAUUGAACCUACGGCAGACGCUGGCGAAGAUCGAUGUUCUUGGUUUGGUGACGGGCACGGCGGCGGUGAUUUUAUUGCUGAUUCCCACUUCAGAGGGCGGACAUGCUGGCGUGCCGUGGGAUUCGCCCAUGAUUAUCGCCAUGUUCUGCGCAGGAGGAGCGUGUCUGAUUGCCUUCCUCCUGAUUGAGUGGAAGUACGCAAGGCUGCCUAUGAUGCCGCUGGGGAUGUUUCGCAAAGCAUCCGUGGCGGCCAUGUUGAUGCAGACGUUCCUGCUGGGAGCAUGCUACUACACGUACCUGUACUUCAUCACGUUGUACCUGCAGAACGUGAGGGGCAAGUCACCAUUGAUUGCGGCGGUGUUGCAGCUUCCGCUGGUGGUGACGCAGUCGACGUUUUCGACGUCCGCGGGCUACUAUCAGUCGCGCUUCAACCGAUACGCCGAGCUGAUUUGGUUUGGGUUCGGCAUCUGGACGGUCGGGGCGGGAUUGCUCGUUUCGUGCGAUGAGCAUACACAUCUGGGCUUGUUCUGCUUCUACCUCAUCGUCAUCGGGAUGGGCACAGGAUGCGUCUUCCAACCCACCCUCGUAGCGCUACAAGCCCACUGUCCCAAAGCGCAACGAGCAGUCGUAACAUCCAACCGCAACUUCCUCCGCAGUGCCGGAGCAGCAGUGGGCCUCGCCGUCUCCUCCGCCAUUCUGGCCAACGUGUUGAAGGGCUCGUUGCCGCCUAGCCUAGCGAGCGUGGCUAAUAGCACCUUCGCGCAACCCGACCUUGCGAAUUACUCGGCUGCGGAUCGCGCGACGAUUUUGCGGGCGUACGCGGCUGCGAAUCGCGCGGUGUUUAUUUGGUGUGUGCCGCUGACGGGCGUGAGUUUUUUGCUUUGUGCUUUUAUUAAGGAUCGCGGGUUGGUGAGGAAGGAGGAGAGGGAGGGGGAGACGGCGGUUGUUACGAGGGAGCAGGUGGAGAUGUCUGGUAAGGAUACGGAGAAGGGCGGGCAGCACGUGGUCGAAGUGGGAGAUGGGGACGGGGACGGGGACGGGGGCAGUGGACGAGGCAGCAGGACAGUGUCGUUGACGAGCGAGCGGAGUGGAAAAGCUGAGAAGUGA
Neohortaea acidophila is the source of this 1722-nucleotide messenger RNA. Its product is annotated as putative major facilitator superfamily transporter. The transcript has 2 exons. Gene Ontology annotation, molecular function: transmembrane transporter activity. The record is from RefSeq and is a predicted model, not a curated record. Bases 1 to 1722 code for a protein of 573 amino acids. Lineage: Eukaryota; Fungi; Ascomycota; Dothideomycetes; Mycosphaerellales; Teratosphaeriaceae. Gene Ontology annotation, biological process: transmembrane transport.